AUGGCCCCAAAGAACAACCAAGCUGUUUGGAGGAGUACAGUGAUUUUGACAUUGGCCAUGAUGUUUUUGAUGUGGGCCAUUACGUUUCUAUGCCAGCUCCAUCCCUUGGUGGCUCCACGCCGGUCAGAUUUGAGACCUGAGUUUGCAGAAUAA
This is a messenger RNA of Saccharomyces paradoxus, 153 nucleotides long. RefSeq names its product H(+)-transporting V0 sector ATPase subunit e (gene VMA9). Gene Ontology annotation, molecular function: proton-transporting ATPase activity, rotational mechanism. Gene Ontology annotation, biological process: proton transmembrane transport. The transcript has 2 exons. The record is from RefSeq and is a predicted model, not a curated record. Gene Ontology annotation, cellular component: proton-transporting V-type ATPase, V0 domain. NCBI's taxonomy places the organism in Eukaryota, Fungi, Ascomycota, Saccharomycetes, Saccharomycetales, Saccharomycetaceae. Bases 1 to 153 code for a protein of 50 amino acids.